Molecule: messenger RNA, 1458 nt
Organism: Anopheles marshallii
Lineage: Eukaryota; Metazoa; Arthropoda; Insecta; Diptera; Culicidae
Exons: 4
Coding region: 1-1458 (485 amino acids)
Cellular component (GO): extracellular matrix
Source: RefSeq, a predicted model, not a curated record
AUGCAGUCAAGGUGUUUGCUGACAGUGAAGCUUACCUGGUGGCUGGUGGUGUCGUUCGCCACGGUAGGGCACCCUGCAUGUAAGGCCGUAGCGAUAGAAUCACCCGAGCCGGCGUCUCUGCUGCGACCUCGGGAUGUAAAUCCACACCCGUACCAGAAUGCCUACGACGGUAUCGCCAUCUUCGACCGGAACCUCAUUACCAAUAGCGAGAAAUUCACCGAAAAUCUUCUCAAUCAAGGUCCGAUACAGUUCCCACGGUUGCGAGAAGGAAGCACUGUUAACGCACUGCCCUAUCCGUACGAAACGUUGGCCCUCAAGGAACGCCGGCAUAAGAUGGUACGGUUUUCCGGUGGCGAUAGCCAGGCGGUGAAGCCCGCUUACCAGGCGUUGGCCAAACAUGCUGCCCGAGUACUUGGUAAAAGCUAUGCCGUGGAGGAUAUCGAUACUUAUAAUGAAGCCUCUACGAACUUGAAAAAGAACUACGUCUUUUCGUACGCCGUCAAAGAUACGGCCUCGGGUGAUGAUUUUUCGCAUACCCAGCAACAGCAGCAGGACGGUGCAGUCAAAGGCAGCUACAAGGUGCAGCUUCCGGAUGGACGUAUGCAGAUCGUCAAAUACAUCGCCGACAACAAUGGCUACCGGGCGGAUGUUACGUACGAAAAUGAACCGGCAGGCUUAGGGCCAGCCAGCCAACCAGCUGGACCGGUUGUGCCGGUUGCUACGGGAGCACCGAAUUCGGCAGCCUACCAGACGUACUACGCACCAACUGCUGUCCAACAACCGCAACAGCAGUACCUCGCCCAGAUUCGGCCAGCUCGGCUGUACUAUGCAGCACCCAAUCCGAACCAAAUUCCCGCCCCAUUCUAUCCCACUCAAUUGCGUCCAAGCGACGUGAAGAUUCACAGCUACAAUACGGCUCCGCAUGCCGGGGCAGUGAUUGCCUCGACUACAACCCAAGCGACCCCAGCGUCUGGUGCUUAUCUGGCCACUUUCCCGGCAUCCGGCAAUCUGGCUUACAUUGCGACAUCCGCGACAAACGGACCGAUUGGAACGGUACAGCUGCAACCGAAUGGUGGUGGUGCCGGUACGAUCGCGGUCCCCGUCACAGCGAUUCCGCUGGCGGCGUACCGUGACAUCAACGUUCCACCGCCCCCACCCGUACAACCGCUCGGUGUAGCGUUCGCUUCGGCCGGUCGUCGUACGACGGUUUAUGCUGACGGUGCGCGUGUCUCACCCCAGGGCACACUGCAGCAAACGAUCUACCAGCAGCAGCCCGCACAAGCCCAGCAAGCAUUAGACUAUGGCUAUGUGCAGAUUCCCGUUGACAAUCGGGUGUACAAACGGGACACGGACCGUAGUACGGAGGUACUGCCACGUCCGCAAAAGCUCGCCAAAAAGACAGACCAGAAGGCACGGCAUCAAACGAAGCGCCAUCAGCAAGAGCACAAAGCGAUGUAA